This is a messenger RNA of Echinops telfairi (small Madagascar hedgehog), 2364 nucleotides long. RefSeq names its product zinc finger DHHC-type palmitoyltransferase 13 (gene ZDHHC13). The coding region runs from base 55 to 1923 and encodes 622 amino acids. Gene Ontology annotation, biological process: protein palmitoylation. Lineage: Eukaryota; Metazoa; Chordata; Mammalia; Afrosoricida; Tenrecidae. Gene Ontology annotation, molecular function: palmitoyltransferase activity; protein binding. Gene Ontology annotation, cellular component: Golgi membrane. The record is from RefSeq and is a predicted model, not a curated record. The transcript has 17 exons.
GGCCGCCACUGUGCCCAGUCGCCAGCGCCUCCACUGUGGUGCGCACCUAAGGACAUGGAGGGCCCGGCUCUGGGCUCGCAGUGCAGGGAUCACAGCCAUGGACCCCACCCGCCCGGAUUUGGUCGGCACUGCACCUGUGCUCCUGAGCACAAAGAGCUGGCAAAGGCGAAAGAAAUCCUUCCUCUCAUAGAGGACUCUAGUAACUGUGACAUUGUGAAGGCUACUCAAUAUGGGAUUUUUGAACGAUGCAAAGAGUUGGUAGACGCCGGUUACGAUGUCAGGCAACCAGACAAAGAAAAUGUGUCGCUUCUUCAUUGGGCUGCCAUUAACAACAGACUGGAUCUUGUAAAGUUUUAUAUUUCAAAAGGGGCUGUUGUAGACCAGUUGGGAGGAGAUUUGAAUUCAACUCCUCUUCACUGGGCCAUCAGACAAGGGCAUUUACCUAUGGUCAUAUUGUUACUACAGCAUGGGGCAGACCCCACUCUCAUCGAUGGAGAGGGAUUCAGCAGCAUCCACCUGGCAGUAUUAUUUCAGCACAUGCCUAUUAUAGCAUAUCUCAUCUCAAAAGGACAGAGUGUGAAUAUGACAGAUUUAAAUGGGCAGACGCCUCUCAUGUUAUCAGCUCACAAAGUACUUGGGCCAGAGCCAACUGGAUUUCUAUUAAAGUUCAAUCCUUCUCUCAAUGUGGUUGACAAAAUACACCAAAACUCUCCACUUCACUGGGCAGUCACAGCGGGAAAUGUUAAUGCAGUUGACAAACUUUUGGAAGCUGGUUCUAACCUGGAUAUCCAAAAUGCUAAGGGAGAAACGCCUCUUGAUAUGGCUCUACAAACCAAAAACCGACUCAUUAUUCACAUGCUACAAACAGAGGCCAAAAUGAGAGCCCACAAGAACUUCAGACUUUGGAGGUGGCUACAGAAAUGCGAGCUCUUCCUGAUGCUGAUGCUCUCCCUGAUUGCCAUGGGGGCUGUCGGGUACAUCCUGGACUUCAAUUCUGAUUCCUGGCUUUUGAAAGGAAGCCUGCUCGUAAUAUUGUUCUUCCUGACAUCUUUAUUUCCAAGGUUGCUGGUCGGCUAUAAGAACCUUGUAUACUUACCAACAGUCUGUCUACUAAGUUCCGUCUUUUGGAUAUUUAUGACUUGGUUCGUCUUAUUCUUUCCUCAUCUGACAGGCAGCCCAUUCUACUUCACUUUCGUUCUCAGCAUCCUAGCCUUCCUCUACUUUUUCUACAAGACUUGGGCAACUGAUCCAGGCUACACCAAGUCGUCCGAGGAGGAGAGGAACAAGAAUAUCAUCACCCUGGCCGAAACUGGUGCUCUGGACUUCCGAACCUUUUGUGCAUCCUGUCUUAUCCGGAAGCCAUUGCGGUCGCUCCACUGUCAUGUGUGCAACUCCUGCGUGGCUCGCUAUGACCAACACUGCCUGUGGACUGGACGGUGCAUCGGCUUUGGCAACCACCACUACUACAUAUUCUUCUUAUUUUUCCUUUCCGUGGUGUGUGACUGGAUUAUAUAUGAAUCGUUUGUCUAUUGGUCCAAUCAUUGCACCACAACGUUCAAACAAGACGGAUUAUGGACCUACCUCAAUCAGAUUGUGGCCUGCUCCCCGUGGGUUCUGUAUAUCUUCGGACUGGCAAUUUUCCACUUCUCAUGGUCGACAUUUCUAUUAUUGAAUCAGCUUUUCCAGAUUGCUUUCCUUGGCCUGACCUCCCACGAGAGAACCAGCCUGCUGAAGCAGAGCCGGCAGAUGAAGCAGCCUCUGUCCCUCAGGAGGACACCCUACAACCUGGGAUUCACACAGAACCUCGCAGACUUCUUCCGGUGCGGCUGCUGUGGCUUGGCGAAGCCCUGCCUGGUUGACUGGACGUCGCAGUACACCAUGGUCUUCCACCCAGCUAAGGAGAAGGUCCUGCGCUCCGUCUGAGCCGAGGCUCCCACGCGCCGAUUUGCUUUCAUUUGUAGCGACGCCUUGUGGGCGGGCGGUGAAGCGAAGGUGUCAGAAUCCCCUAGACCCAAAGGAAAAGACAGGGCGUCCCACAGGCCCAGUGGAGACGAGGGAAGUUCUUGAGAAAGGCGUCACACGGUUUCAGAUUUGGCGAGAUGGACAAUGAUCAUGGCACAUGUCUGAAAAAAGCAUACUUUUCACCAGAAAGUAAAAGUCACUCUUUGUGGAGACAAUGCUCCCUAAUUAUGAUCAAAUGGAGUGUUUUCAGAAACUGCAUUGGCCAUCUCAAAAUAGUUCUAUUCUUUAAACUUGAGAUUUUUGAUAAAUUAUUUGUCUUUGUUAUAGCUUUAAAUAUGUAAACUAUAUUUAAAUAGACGUGUCUGUUUUGCUUUCACACAUAAAAUGUUUUCUUUUUUUGUA